CCCCUCUGGUCUAUAUAUAAGAGUGGAUGGCUGCCUUGUGUUUCACACUGACAGAGGGAAUGAAUGCAGGUUGUACCAUGCACAGGGCCACCAUGACCCCUGCUGUGAUCCCCAAAGAAGAGACCCCAGCAUCUACAGGAUGAUUGACAGCUGGUCCUCCUGAACCCCAGAAUGCCUGCGGUGCCAGUGGGUGGGGCAUCCUCCUCCCACCCCGUUGUACCUGUUGCCCUCACCUGCUCCUGGCUGCUCCUGCUCUUCCAUGCUGCCUUCGGUCAGAAACCUGCCAAGCUGCCUCUGAUUGGCCGGAAGCCCUUUAUCGCUGCCUGGAAUGCCCCACUGGAUGUGUGCACUAUCAAGUACAACAUUACCGCCAACCUUGAACGCCUCUUCCAUAUCCAUGGGAGCCCACGUGCUGAUUGGACAGGGCAGAAUGUCACAAUCUUCUACGCCAAUCGGCUAGGAUACUACCCCUACUACACUGCACAGGGCAGUGCCAUGCACGGUGGUCUGCCACAGAACUGCAGCCUGGACCUACACCUGCUCAAAGCUUACCAGGACAUCAACCACUUCAUCCCUGCAGAGGAUUUCCGGGGCCUCGCCGUCAUCGACUGGGAGUUCUGGCGGCCUCAGUGGAGCCGUAACUGGCACAAGAAAGAUAUCUACCGUCGUAAGUCAAGGGAGCUGACCAUGAAGGCAUACAUUAAUGUGACUGCAGCACAGGUGGAGGAGCUGGCACGGCGGCGGUUUGAGAAGAGUGCCAAGGCAUUCAUGCAGAGGACUAUCCAGCUGGGGACACGCCUUCGCCCCAGUGCCCUCUGGGGUUUCUACCUCUACCCCGACUGCCACAACUACAACCUGCAUGAGCAGAACUACACAGGCUUUUGCCCCCUGCUGGAGAGGCUGAGGAAUGAUGAGCUGAUGUGGCUUUGGAACAGCAGCACAGCACUAUUUCCGUCUGUGGCCAUCAGGAAAAGUCACACCGACAGCAUCAGCAACCUCCACUUCUCCCAGCACAGGAUUCGAGAGUCACUCCGCAUCGCCUCGCUGACCUCAAAGGAAUAUGACCUUCCCACCUAUGUGUACUUGAGGCUGGGCUACCGAGACGAGGCCCUGGCCUUCCUCACCACAAAAGACUUGAUUCACACCAUUGGGGAGAGCGCUGCUCUGGGAGCUGCAGGAUUUGUCAUCUGGGGGGACCUGAAUCUGACCUCGUCAAGGCAUAACUGCACUACAGUGAAGUCUUUCCUGAGCCACCGCCUGGGUCAGUACAUCACCAACGUGACUCGUGCUGCAGAGGUCUGCAGUGACUUCCUGUGCCAAGGGAAUGGCCGCUGUGUCCGCCGAGAUCCCCGUGCCCCCCAUUACCUCCACCUGAGUGCUGACACCUACCACAUCCAUCCAUCUGGUGAGGGAGACUUUACAGUCACUGGGUGGCACUCGCAGCAUGAACUACAACUGCUGACUGAGAGGUUUCGCUGCCACUGCUAUGAAGGCCACGAGGGCGAAAGCUGCGACAGCAUCAACAAAGUGAGGGAGGACGAACGGCCAUGGAAGGAGGAGAAGGACGAGCAAGAGAGGAAGAGGACAGCGUGGGAGGACGAGCAGGGGGAGAUGUGCGAAGGAACGGAGAAUGUGGCGCCCGCAACUGUCUGCAGACACCACCUGUUGUUGCUGAUGCUCCUGUUGAACUUAUCGCUGGUAAAGAUGGUUGUACGAUAAGCACUUAAAAAUUAGCCAAUUUAAACAAAUCUACAAAAAAGGAACUUUACUUUUCAACACAUGGUCAGUAUGUUUUAUUUCAAAGAGGUCUCUGACUCAAUUUGAACACAGGACACAGCUGCUGUGUAACUUUAUUAUGCCUACAAUAUUGAACCUGUGCUGUAUAACAUUUGUCUCCCCCUACUGGCAGUUAUUCUACAGUUGCUGUUGCUAUAUGCUAAUGAUGUUUGUCAUCACUGAUGAACGCUUUCUUUUAAUCCCGCCAACAAUAUGUUGAGUUUCUUUUAGAUUUGCAUCAUCAGGAUCUUUUCAUGUUCACUUGAAAAGUUUUGCUGUUGUUGUUGUUUUUUUGUUUGUUUGUUUUUUGCCAUUGCAGGAAUGUUGCCACAGACACUACAUUUGAAACUCUGGUAUACUGUGAAAUAUAGAGAGCUUUACCUGACAAACAGGCUUAAUUAGCAUUGUGUGAACUUGUCUGGUUUAAAUGUAACGGCGUUCACUUAUAUGUUAAAGUCAAGCACUCCAGCUUUAAGAUAACUAUUACAGCUACAGCUAGUAUGAACAAAAUAUCAAAAUGAAUAGUGAAAAAAGCCAUAUUAGUGUGAAUAUCAAAUGUAAUCAUUUAAUAUUAAGGUGUCCAAUAACACCAAAUGUUCAUGUUUAGUUGUUCAUAUAAUUCUAUAAACAGCGUAUUUAUUACAAGUCCAAAAACUCAAAGAGAUUCACUUUGCACUGACAAGUCUUAAACCACACUGCAUUAGUUUAAAAAAAGUUAUUAAUCAAUCUAGAAGCAGGAACAUUGGAAUUUGUAGGCCCAGAUAUAGUUUGGGAAAUAAGCCCACUGCAUGAGAGCAAAUUAUUGCUUUGGCACUUAAUUAUUUGCAUAUAAAGUCAACAAACACAACACAAAAUAUUCAUUAACAAGCUCUCCAACUGCUGAUUAGUAGACUGUUUUAUUUGUGGACAGAGGCAGAUUUUUUAUUUUCCCGUUAUCUCAAGUCUUCGUGCUAAGCUAAGCUAACCAGCUGCUUGCAGUAACUUGCUGUUUGAGCAUCUUUUCCUGUAACUCACAUCAGUACCACAAAUAGUUCUAUUUGCCAAACUGUUCUUUUAACAUCCAGCAGAGGUCACUGCUGAUUGGAAGACAGAAGUCUUUAAAAUGAAAAGUGUUGUGUGAAUUACAAACUAAUUGUUUUUCUCUGACAGCUGCUGUGUUGAAAAAUAACGUGGGAAAAAAGAAAAGAAGACACUUCCUUUUCUUUUUAACGGGUGUAAUGGCACUUUACAUGACAACAUGACAACAAUCUGUGCGCCUCUUAGGCCAACAACUGUAUCAAUUCCUCCAUGUGAAUGUUUUUUUUUUUUUUUUUUUUUUUUUUAACAAAUGGUUGAUACUGUUUGUUGAAUGUGGACUGAAUAACCUUCAGCAAAGACAAAUUCUGACAUGAUGAUGGAAGGACCAGAUCAGAGGAAUCGUGUUUUUGUUGAACUUUUAAAGGCUUCAUGGGUCAGUAAAAUGUGGCUCGCAGCAGGGCGAUCCUCCAGUUUGUUUUAUUGCUAAGUUUCUUAAUGAGAACCAAAGGGUGCUAACUCUACCAGUCAUAUGUAGAAAAACACUCACUAAGCUCUAAUGCUUGGUCUGUGGUGUUUUUAGAUAUUCUUUUAAAUAUGUAGUUUAUUUUUAAUGGCAUUUAAGCCUUGUUGAUUUUCUCAACAAUAAGGUGUAAUUUCACUUGACAAUAUAUAUAAAAUAUAUAUAUUUUUUGUACUGUUGUUUGUAUUAUACUCUUAAUGUUAAGCUUCACAAACGUCACAUAAUUGAGCCUACUGGGGCAUGGCAAAAAUGCCAUGACAAAGACAAAAUGUAUCUGUUUUUGUUGAAGUUUUUUUUAUUGUAGGAACAGAUGAUCAGGACGGUUUUGUUCAGAACCAGAAGGAACCUGUUUGUAUUUUUGACCUGCAAAUGUCAUUGUAAAGGCUGAUGUUACCAUAUCUUAAUUUGGAGGGAUCUAAUGAGCAGAUUGGGUUUAGUUGUUGAUUAUAGUUCAUCUCAAUGUGGCUGACAAAUGUUUUUCUCUAGACUUUUGUACAGUACUGUAGCUAUGACAAAACACUGAACAGGAUGUAGCAGAUGACACAUACUGUAUCUGACUCAGAUAGACUCCGUGGUACUGUGGCGCUCCGAGGCCUACUUCUUUUCAAAGUUUGGGGAUUCAUCUUCAGAAAAAAUCUGACUGGAAGUUGGAAGCUGACUUAUGAGUGAAUACACGGCAGAGGUAUUUGUGUCAACAUGGAAUGAACAAAGGCAGUUUUUAAAAACCGGACAUGAAUACAAACCUGAACAGAUCUAAGUCUGGAAUAACUGCCACAAUGCCUCAGACUAGAUUGAAAUUCUUUGGCCUGUUUUGUUGUCCAUCUUAAUUGUCUUUACCUGGACAAUCCAAGCUUAAUCCUAUGAAGCAUCUAACUGGGAGGCCAAAGUUGACAGAACAAUCUCCUGUCAAUGUCUGUUUGCCUCAGUGUUCAUCAGCAGAUAAUGUUUGCUCAUUUCUCAUAAAACUGGAUUUUUUUAAACUAUAUAGACAUAGAUUAAUCCAAGUACUUCUGGGACUUCACUGAUGCUUCCAACCACAUCAGCAUUGAAACAAUCAAAAUGUUAAUUUUCUGACAGGUUGUCUUUGUCCUUAAUGGCUUUCUCUGCCAUUCUAUAGAUCUUAUACUUACAAAACUCUGGGAAUUCAGAUAUGCACAGAAUAAACUUGCCACCAUUUUAAGUAAAAUUGGUGGAUGCCCCUGUUGCUCAACAGGUUGAGUGGACGACCCACAAACAAGGGUUAUAGUCCCAAUACAGCGGUCAUGGGUUCAGGUCUGACCCAAGGUCAUUUACUGCAUGGCUGUAACAUUCCUUCUAACAGUCAAAGUUCAUUUUAUUUUUACCAAGACUGCAAGUUUAGCUAAACUGAACUUAUCUAUGUUUAAGUGAUUGCAGAGCCGACAAUAAAUGCUUCUGAUCUAAUUUUGCAAAUGUUUCAAGAUGAAAUAAUUUUGACUAGCACACAUCUUCAGCUCAUUUUAUGCCUCUCAGAGCAAGUCUUUUUCCACUUGUGUCUUUUUGUUAAUUUUCUGGCCAUCCAUCCAUCCAUCCAUCCAUCCAUCCAUCCAUCCAUCCAUCCAUCCAUCCUCACUAUUGUGAUAGCAGGUUAGACAAGUUAUCCCAGACAAGCUCCUCUUGUGGGAUCCCAGAGGCAUUCCUAGAUCAAAUGUUUAAUCUCUCUCUCUCUCUGCAUUCUGUGUCUGCCCUUGGAUCUCCCAUGAUGUCUGCAUGAAAGGUGCCCACCAUGGAGGGACCCUGACUACAUGCUCAGACCACAUCAACUGGCUCCUUCUGGUGCAAAGGAGCAGCAGCUCUACUCUGAGCUAGCCCUAACCCUUUUACUUCCCCUACAUACAAAUGUGUCACUUCUAAAUUUAAUUUUGCAUUUAGACUGAAUAACAUUUAGAUUCUUAGAUGUCAUUAGACAGAUUUUUUUGUAGCAAACUGCACAUAAAGAGGUCAUUAAAAAGGCCCGUAGUGAAACUGACUGGAUCAGGCCAGCUUGGGAUAAAUUUGUACAUUCAAGUCAGUAUUUAUGCUGCAGUUUGAUCAGUCGACUAAAAUGCAAUCUGCAUUGCUUGUGUAAUCUAACUGUGGACCACAUACUGAAAAGAUGUUAUGUGAAACCAAAUGCAGCUCAGACUUGGAAUUUAAACGUGGUUUGAGUCAGGCCUUCCCAAAGAUGUCUAAUAAUUUGAUUUAAAUAAUAAGAUUUGUAAUGUUGCAUCUGUCAUGACUCUCAAACCAGUGUUCAGGCGAAGUUCAGUAUAAGGAAUUUCACUUUACUGCCUAUGAUGCAGUAUUUGUUUCCUGUACUUACUGUUGUGUGUGUUUGUGUGUGUGUGUUUUUUUUAAUCUUAAGAUUGUAAGCAACAUAUGCAUCAAGGACUAUGCAACACAUGAAAAAUGUUACCUGAAUGUAAAUGCACUACUAAUAAAGACCUGUCUUUGGUCCA
This is a messenger RNA of Amphiprion ocellaris (clown anemonefish), 5769 nucleotides long. RefSeq names its product hyaluronidase-4 (gene hyal4). Gene Ontology annotation, molecular function: hyalurononglucosaminidase activity. The transcript is spliced from 4 exons. NCBI's taxonomy places the organism in Eukaryota, Metazoa, Chordata, Actinopteri, Pomacentridae. The record is from RefSeq and is a predicted model, not a curated record. Bases 172 to 1719 code for a protein of 515 amino acids. Gene Ontology annotation, biological process: carbohydrate metabolic process; hyaluronan catabolic process.